Messenger RNA from Dendrobium catenatum, 447 nucleotides. RefSeq lists its product as uncharacterized. NCBI's taxonomy places the organism in Eukaryota, Viridiplantae, Streptophyta, Magnoliopsida, Asparagales, Orchidaceae. The transcript has 2 exons. Bases 1 to 447 code for a protein of 148 amino acids. The record is from RefSeq and is a predicted model, not a curated record.
AUGUGUAAGACACCUUUAAGCCGGGCUGAGACAAGGGAAAAGAAGAUUAUUGGUGCUGAUCUGGUGGAUGAUGCUACAGAAAAGAUCAGGUUGAUUCGAGAUACAUUGAGGGUAGUGCAGGACAGACAGAAGAAAUACUAUGAUGCCAAGCACCGACCAGUUGAGUUUGAUGUUGGAGAGUUUGUAUUCCUCAAAGUCAGUCCAAUAAAAGCAGUGAAGAGAUUUGGCAAGGUGGGAAAGCUGAGUCCAAGAUUUGUAGGACCAUUUGAGAUUUCAAAAAGGAUUGGGAAGAGGAUUAGUACUGAAGUGGUAGAUAUUCAAUCGGAUUUGACUUUUGUGAAUGAACCAGAGAAAAUUCUUGAUUAUGAUGUUAAGCAGUUGAGGAGCAGAAUGAUUCCUUAUGUUAAGGUGCUUUGGAAGCACAGGUCAGAGAAGGAUGCCACCUAG